AUGUCGAGUUGUAUUUGAAAAUGUGCCUGGGAUUUUAUUUUAACCACAUCCGAUAAUGUGAUAGACAUAGAGAAAAUUGUCUUGAAAGAAGAAUUUAUUAUACACCGUUCUCAAGGGAGAGUGGGCACACAACACUACACUAGGCCACAUGGAGAAGUACCAGGAUUAGUCAGGAGACAUAAAGAGCAAUGGCAAAGCAUAGGCCAGAGCCUUUGUUGUGAUUUUUGUGGGAAGGAGUGGGUGAGACACAGUAGGCAAGCUGAACAAGUUUAGGAUUGGAUGGUUGGAAUAAUCUUGGCAGGUCAAAGGGUGGACCUUAGUUGUUCAGUACCUGGCUCUGAGGUGAUUUAGGGUAGGGAAACAUUGGCUUGGUGUGAGAGGGUUAGUUAAAGAAGGUGGUUGGGGUGUGGGUUCAAGAUUGGUUGGUUUGCAUGUGAAAGGCACGGUCACAGGCAAGUUGGUUGCUACCUCUAGGAGUUAUCUAGCCCUGGAAGGGGAAGUCAUUACCUGGAUCUGCACAGCCCUAAGAUGUCAAAGAUUCAUAAAAUAAAAAACAUGAUUAAUACAAGUCAUUUGUGGAACUGGAUUUGAAACCAGGCAGUGUGGUUCUGCAGAGCACAUUCUUAAACUUCUUUACUAUUAUUUUGCCUACAAAGAGAUAAUAAUUAGAUGUACAGCAGAUUUUCCCUGAGCAGCAAGAAAUAUUAGUGAAAAUAUCAUUAAUGUACAUAUCAUUAAUGUAACAGAAAGAAACCUGUUACUCUGACUUCUUAACCUAGAAUCUAAGCCCAGCUAUUUUUUAGCAUACCUAAAACAUAACGUUUUUAGACAUGCUAAGAUUGAGCUGUCAAAGGAUACACCUUAUCAAGAAGGAUUUUAACCCAGAAAAAAGUUUAGAUGCAAGAAGAAAUACUAAGGAAAGAAAUUGGCCAAAUGAUAAAUAUUUAGAUUGAUUGCUUUUAAAAAUAACAUUUUGGGGGCUGUUCAAAAAUAAAAUGGACUUAAAAUACUAGACAGAAAUACCUAAGAAAAUAGGAGAAGUCAGAUUAGAUUUAAAGCAUUUUCAUAUUCUCAUUUGGGAGGAUAAUGAUAAUGUUUAAUUUUAUACUCUUAUGUAGCAUGUUUAAAAUGUAGUUACUUACUAAAGGAAUAGAAGCAAAUGAUUUAACUUUAAACCAGUUAAAGGAUAAUAAAGAAAACUUGAUCUAUCUAGCGUAUGGCACAUGUAAGUUGAUUAAACUCAUCUAUUAAAGACAAAAUUUAAAAUUAUAAGUUAAUACCAAAGGAUUAUAACCAUAAUGGGAAAAGAUAUGAUAAAUACUUGUUAAAAGAAAACUGGCAAGGAAAUAUUCAUAUGUGAAAUAGAACUUAAGGCAAUAAACAUUAAUAGGGUUAAAGGAGGACAGUAUGUGAUGAUAAAAGGAACACAGUACUAAGUUUCUAAUCAAUUUGUAUGUACCUAAUGACAUGUCUUUUCACAUCAUGACCAAAAACAAUAGGUUUUGUUUGGCACACUGAUUGGAGAGUUCUGCAGUAGAAAGUAAGAUAGAUAAAAGCGGGGGCAUAUUUUUCUUGUUCAUCACUAAAUUUCCAGUGCCUAAAAGAGUUCCUGGUGCAUCGGGACUCAUUUAGAUAAGUGUUGUAUAAAUAACUAAAGAAAUAAUGGACAGCUACAGAGGAAAUUGACAAAUAUACAGUCAAUGUGAAAUUUUUAAAAACCUUUCAGAUACUGACAGAUCAUACAGAAAAAUUAGUAAGGCUGUAGAAACUUUCAACAACACAAUCAGAAAGCCUGAUAUAAUAGCUUUUUGAUAAUUCUGCUCACAACAAAGUAUAAGCUUCUGUGAUAUAUAUAAAUAUUGACUGCAACCAGGUAACCAAGCAAGUCUUCACAAUUCCCAAGAAUCUAUGCCAUGUAGUACAAUAAAAAGAUAAGCUUUAAAAAUUCAUAUGUUUGGAAACUAUUUAAUAAAAACCAUAUUCCUAAACAGUUUAGAGAAAAAUCACAGUGGAAAUUUAGAGAGGGAACUUAUAGUCUUAAGUGCAUUUGUGAAAGAAUAAGAAAUGCUCAUAUUAAGCAUUAUUGAAGAAGUUAGGAAAAGGACAGGAUGCACCCAAAGAAAGAAGAAAAUGAUUAAGAGCAGAAAUAGAAAACAAAACAAUAAUAUAGAGAUGUCAGCAAAAUCAACAGAUGAUUCUUGGAAAAAAUUAAUAAUUUUUAUAUUAAUGAACCUUUAGAAAACUCAGAAAUAAAAAAUAAGAGGCACAAAUGUUAGGAACAAAAAAAUGAAACUUUAAUGAUAAAAAAAACUUAGGAAUAGCAUGAAUAAUCUUAUACAAUGAUUUUAAAAACAGAUGCACAUUUUCUUGAAAAAUAGAUACCAGGACCAGUUCAAGAAGAAAGAAGAAUUUGAAUAGGCCAAUAAUUAGGGAAGUAAUCAACUCUAUAAAAGAGGCACAUUGUCAACCAAAUAGGAUGUGUGGACCUUGUUUGCAUACUAAUUCUAACAGAUCAAUAGUGCAAAACAAAACAAAGUUUAUGAAAUAAUGAAAAUGUUAAUCAGAUAUUUGACGAUAUCAAGGAAUUAUAUUUAUUUUAGAGGUAUAAUGGUGGUUUUUCUUUUUUUCAGGAAAAGGAUAUACUAAAGUACUCGGGUUAUGUAGGACAUUUUGGAUUUGCUUCAGAAUAGUUAGGUGGUGGUGGUGGAGGAAAGUGAGUAUGGGUUAGUUUUAUUUUUAGUUUGUCUUUUGUUUUUGAUGGGAAAAUAUUGGGCAUCCAGUAUUUUUUCAGAAAGAGCUGAAUGAAAGGGGAAGAGUGUGAAGAUUGAGAAAGGCAGGUAGUUGAUGAAUCAAGGUCCCUGUGGAAGUGAGAUGAGAUUUAGAACAUAGAUGGAACAUUUUCCUUUGAGAAAGAGAUGAGACCUUUUCCUCAGAAACUGGGAAAAAUAAUGCACUUAAAGAUCUAUUUGGAAUCUGGAAAAGGUGAUGCAGACAAAUAUAUGUCUGUAGGCCAAGGUAGAUUUACUACGUAAUUAUGACAUGUAAGAUUUAGGGUGCAUUACUUACCUUUGUCCCUUUGAGUGAUAGGCAUUACUAGGAGUUGUAAUGUUCAAGGUAGGGAGGGAACACCAGGUUGUAAUCCAGAAGCAUUACUGUGUAAGCAUUUCUGAUAAUGAAAUUUCAGGGGAAAGUUACCAAAUUUAUAAGACUUAAGUAACUUAUCAUGACUUCUUUUUUCAUUUUAGAUAACUUUCACUCAGUAGCUAAUUUGGUAUUUGUAACUUUGUGUUUCAUUUUGUUAAAGAGGUCCACCCACCCCCCAAUUUGAAUAAACAUUAAAUUCCACAAUACCUGGAUUUGUCCCUGCUUGUUGGUAUGGGGACAGAAGUUGAGGGAGUUCAGUCUUCAUUGUCUGAGUGAGUUAAGGGACAAGAUGAUCUGAGAAGGAUGGAGGUAGGAGGCUUGGGUGAGAGUGUGGAUUGUUCAGAAUGGUCCCUGUGGCACUGAGAAGAGAUCUGACUAGGAUCUCUGCUUCUGAGAGCCCACACUGAAUUUGUCUUUUAUUUCUCUCCACCCAGUUUUGGUCGUACAGGUGUAGGAGUAGAGAAAGCACACUUUUCAGAUUAGGGUUCCAGGAUAGUAGAAGGGGGGUAGUUAGUGUAUUGAGAAAGCAAGCAGAGAGAGGAGUUGGAGCGGAGGCUGGCUCAGAAGACAGCACAGACAGCAGACGGUGCUCACUCUGGGAAGAGCAAGGGGCGGAGCAUUUGUUGAGGCUGGAGAGUAGAUGCACAAUCAAGCCUUGAUGAAAUAAUCAAGACCCAGAUGAGGAAGUAGAGGAAGUAAGUUUCCAGCAUACUCAGAUUUAUACCCAGGACUCGGUGGAAGGGAAGCCUGCGGAGGAGAAUGUCCCUGGCUGCUUAUUGUGUCAUCUGUUGUAGAAGAAUAGGAACCUCUACUCCCCCGCCAAAAAAAGACACAUACUGGAGAGAUAUCAGAAAUAUAAUAAAAUUUACUGGAUCACUUCUUUUAGGAGGUUCUUUAUUUCUUACAUAUGAAGUUCUGGCGCUGAAGAAAUCUUUGACAUUAGAUACUGAAGUGAUAGAAAGAGAAAAAAUGAAGUCAUAUAUAUACCUCCCCACAGUUUCUUUAGAUGAAAGAGAAAAUCCUGGGAUUGUCUACCAGGCAAGAAAAGAACUUCACAAAGCAAUGAGAAAAGUGUUGGCAACAUCAGCUAAGAUAUUACGGAAUCCAUUUGCCGAACCUUUUAGUACAGCUGAUAUAGAAGAUCAUGAGUGUGAUGUGUGGCUGCUGCUGAAGAAGAGCAGGUCAGAGGACAAAGCCGAGCGGUUAGAGGCUGUUCGGGACAUGUCAGAGACCCACCACUGGCACGAUUACCAGUAUAGGAUAAUUGCUCAAGCCUGUGCUCCAAGAGUUCUUAUUGGUUUGGCACGAAGCAAAGAGAGUGAUCUUCGCUUUUUUCUCCCCCCACCUCCUUUGCCAUCUUUAAAAGAAGAUUCUUGUAUUGAAGAAGAGCUCCGACAGUUGCUGGCUUCUUUACCUCAAACAGAGCUAGAUGAGUGUACCCAAUAUUUUACAUCCUUGGCUCUUAAUGAAAGCAGUCAAAGUCUAGCUGCCCAGAAGGGUGGUUUAUGGUGCUUUGGAGGAAAUGGACUUCCUUAUGCUGACAGUUUUGGAACAGUUCCUUCAGCUACAGUGGAAAUGUUCUGUUUAGAAGCUAUAGUAAAACAUUCUGAGAUAUCUACACAUUGUGAUAAAAUUGAAGCAAAUGGAGGCUUGCAACUACUUCAGAGGCUGUACCAGCUUCACAAGGACUACCCUAAAGUACAGAGAAAUAUAAUGCGUGUCAUUGGAAAUAUGGCUUUGAAUGAACAUCUUCAUUCUCCUAUAGUUCGCUCAGGCUGGGUUUCCCUCAUGGCAGAAGCAAUGAAAUCUCACCACAUUAUGAAGGCUUCACAUGCUGCCAGAAUCUUGGCUAAUCUAGACCGAGAAACUGUACAAGAAAAAUAUCAGGAUGGGGUAUAUGUGCUACACCCCCAGCAUCGAACAAGUCAGCCCAUUAAAGCAGAUGUCCUUUUUAUCCAUGGCCUUAUGGGAGCAGCAUUCAAGACAUGGCGCCAGCAGGACAGUGAGCGGGUUGUGCUUGAAAAGGCUGUAGGGGAUGAAGACAGGUAUACAACGUGUUGGCCAAAGACAUGGUUAGCAAGAGACUGUCCUGCUCUCCGGAUUAUAUCUGUGGAGUAUGACACCACCCUCAGUGACUGGAGAGCAAGGUGCCCCAUGGAAAGUCCAGUUGAAUUCAGAAGCAACGAAUUUCUUAGGAAGCUCAGAGCUGCUGGUGUGGGGGAUAGGCCACUGAUUUGGGUAUCACAUAGCAUGGGAGGUCUUCUUGUCAAAAAGAUGCUGUUGGAAGCCUCUAAGAAGCCAGAAAUGAGUACUGUUAUAAACAAUACCAGAGGAAUAAUUUUUUAUAGUGUCACUCAUCAUGGAUCACAUUUGGCUGAAUACUCUGUUAAUGUUCGGUAUCUUCUCUUUCCUUCUUUGGAAGUCAAAGAACUCAGCAAGGGAUGACUUUCUGGAGUUUGC
Microcebus murinus (gray mouse lemur) is the source of this 5604-nucleotide messenger RNA. NCBI's taxonomy places the organism in Eukaryota, Metazoa, Chordata, Mammalia, Primates, Cheirogaleidae. The record is from RefSeq and is a predicted model, not a curated record.